AUGGCUCAACAAUUAAUUAGAAGAGGAGAAGUUUAUUGGGUUGACUUAUCUCUACCAAGUAAUACAGAAAGAAAAAAAGGUAUCAUUCAUGAAUUGCAAGGACCUCAUCCAGCCGUUAUUAUCUCCAAUAAUCAACAAAAUCUUUACAGUCCUUUAAUAACUAUUAUCCCUUUGACUUCACAAUUAGAUAAGGUUUAUCCCUUUGAAGUGUUAACGGAAGUAAAUAACCAAAAAGGCAAGGCUCUCAUCGACCAAAUUACUACAAUUGAUAAAAAAAGAUUAGGCCAACAUUUAGGACAAUUAGAUAAAUCAGUAAUAAAAAAAAUCCAAGAGGCUUUACAUUUAACUUUGGCUUUGGAGGAAUAUAAAACACCAGAAUAUGAAUACCAAACGCCGGAAUACAAAGCCAGAGAUUUUGAAUAUAAUCCAAGUAGCCCAAAUAAUCAGGAUUUUGAGUUUAAAUGCGUUGGCUGCCAUAAAAAAGGCCAGGACUUUCACCAAAUGAAAGAUGGAAGUUAUUUUUGUAAAUUGUGUUUUGAGGAGGAAUUAUGGAGAAAGGAAAAUCCUUCCGAUAAUGAUAAAAAGGACAAAUAUUCCGCUCCUAAUUCCUAUGGCAACCAGAACCAUAAAUCUCCCGAGCAGCCUGACUCUGACCCAAUUAAACGUUUAGCCAAAGCAAUCGAGCAUUACAAAAGAAAAAAACUUGCUGUUUCCGAGCAAGAAAAAUCCGGAGUUCAAGCCGAAAUUGAUAGAUUAGAAAAAGAGCUAAAGAAUGAAAAAUUGAAAAAGUUUUUCGUUGAGAAAGGAGGAAAAACGCACAGUGUAGAAGUUAACCGCUUGACUGGCAAAACUACUACGGUUUACAAACAUGUAAAACGAGUGCUUUCUGCUCCUCCCGACUUGGUUACUCCUAGUGUGCUUGAUAUUCGAGUUUCUAUUGGGAUAAUUAAUGAUAAAAUUAAACUACUUGGUGGGGCGAAAAAGGAUGUAAUUGACGUAAUCGCUUACCAAAAAUAUUUUGAUUUUCUAGAAAAGUUAGGUUUGCGUGAGGAAUUUAGUAUUAUUACUGCUCAUGAUAGUUUAGUCCUUUAUGGCACCAUUAUUCGUCCGCUCAUAAUAAAUGCUAAUAAUAAUAAAUUGGUUAUCUUUUGCCACGGUUUAACUAAUAAUCGCUGGUCGCUUUUUUACGCUAUGCACUUGGCUCUCCAACGGGGUUAUCAGGUGGUCUCUUAUGAUGCUCGCAAUCAUGGUCUUUCCGGUAAAUCCGCCACUAGUUUGGGGCAAAUUGAAGCCUGUGAUUUACAAGAUGUUAUUGACUACGUGAGAAAAAAAUACCAGCCGACCAAAAUUGGUCUCUAUGGCUUUUCCAUGGGGGCGGCCACCCUAACUUUUUGGCUAGGCUAUUUUGCCGGAGUUGGCAAUUCUGAAGUAGCGUUUGCCAUCUGUGAAGCCCCUUUUGAUAGUUUUCUGACCCAACAAAAAAGGGCUCUGGGAAGUGGAAUAAAUUACUAUUGA
Entrophospora sp. SA101 is the source of this 1515-nucleotide messenger RNA. NCBI's taxonomy places the organism in Eukaryota, Fungi, Glomeromycota, Glomeromycetes, Entrophosporales, Entrophosporaceae. The record is from the annotation of a GenBank genome assembly.